CGGAGUUGCAGCAGCGGCGGCGGCGGCGCGGACACCGCAGCCUCCCCAAGCCCGGAGUCCCGGCGGGGACAACAGGAGGGAGCGCCCGCCGCUUGGCCACCGCACCUCGGCCCCGCCAAGCCGUUGUCGCCGUCCCCAGGGACCGCCAGCCAUGGCCGCGCCGCCGGUUACCCAAGACGAGCUGCUGCCGCUGGCCAACCCCGGGUCCCAGUGGUUCGGGGACCGGGGGGAGGGGGAGGACGAAGCGAUGACGCCGAAAGGGGACAAGCCGGCGCCGCAGGCGGGGGAGUCCGGCCAGGGGUUGGGCUCCGGGGCCGGGGAAGUGGCGCCGCGGGAACUGGGCUCGGGCCCCGCCCGGCCGCCGCCCGUUGCCAUGGAAACUGCAUCCACAGCUGCAGCAGAUGUCUCCAGUGCCAUGGAUCAUCCCUUUGCAGCAGCAUCGAGAGAUGGGGAAGGAGCGUGUUACACGUCUCUGAUUUCCGACAUCUGUUACCCACCUCGGGAGGAGUCUACAUAUUUCACUGGAAUUCUUCAGAAGGAAAAUGGCCACAUCACCACGUCAGAGAGCCCUGAGGAGCUGAGCACCCCUGGACCCUCCUUACCAGACGUGCCUGGGAUGGAGCCUCAUGGCUUAUUUAGUUCUGAUUCUGGGAUAGAGAUGACUCCUGCAGAGUCCAUCGAAGUGAACACAAUCUUAGCAGACCCCCUGGACCAGAUGAAAGCAGAAGCCUACAAGUACAUUGAUAUAACCAGGCCAGAGGAGGUGAAAUAUCAGGAGCAGCAUCACCCCAAGUUGGAAGAGAAAGAUUUGGACUUUAAGAAUGAGGACACUGAAAUCUCAACAAAAUCCGAAAAGAUCUGUGAACCGGAGAAGCCAGCUCCUGUGGAGGGAAAAUUCCUCAAGGACCAUAUAUUUGAAGAAUCAACGUUGGCAUCUUAUAUAGAUGAUCUCUCUGAAGAGCAGCAUACGGCACCUCUGGUCACUGCCCCAGUCAAAAUCACGCUGACUGAUGUGGAGCCUUCUGUUGAAACUGCUCCCCAAGAGAAGACCCCCGAGAAGCAAGAUACCUGCCUGAAACCAAGUCCAGACACCGUCCCCACUGUCACUGUCUCAGAGCCUGAAGAUGACAGCCCAGGAUCGGUCACUCCUCCGUCUUCCGGAACAGAACCAUCUGCUGCAGAAUCCCAGGGGAAAUGCAGCAUCUCCGAGGAUGAGCUGAUCACUGCCAUUAAAGAAGCAAAGGGGUUAUCAUAUGAAACAGUGGAGAGCCCACGGCCCGCGGGCCAGGUGGCUGACAGGCCUGAGGCCAAAGCCAGGUCUGGGUUGCCCACAAUACCCAGCCCCCUGGACCAUGAGGCCAGCAGCGCGGAGUCGGGGGACUCGGAGAUCGAGCUAGUGUCCGAGGACCCACUGGCCGCUGAGGAUGCACUGACCUCUGGCUACGUGACCUUCGGCCAUGUGGGUGGCCCGCCGCCUUCACCAGCCUCGCCAUCCAUCCAGUACAGCAUCCUGAGAGAGGAGCGUGAGGCAGAGCUGGACAGUGAGCUCAUCAUUGAGUCAUGCGACGCGUCCUCGGCUUCAGAGGAGAGCCCCAAGCGGGAGCAGGACUCGCCCCCAAUAAAGCCGGGCGCCCUGGACGCCAUCCGGGAGGAGCCGGGUGCCCGGGCCGAAGAGCGCGCACCCAGCCGGCGGGGCCUGGCCGAGCCAGAUCCCUUCCCCAAGUUCCCCUCCGCUGUCCCCCAAACUGGUCCCGAGCUGCCUUCUGGAGACGGAGCCCCAGCACCUGAGGAGCCCCCAGCGCCCCGGAAAACUGCGGAAGCAGCGAGUUCCAGUGAAAGCUCCAGAUCCACACAGGACCCGGCGCUGCAAGGUCCUGGCAUCACGCCCUCUCUGCUGUUUCUCAAUAAGCAAAAAGCGAUUGACCUGCUGUACUGGCGGGACAUCAAGCAGACGGGCAUAGUGUUUGGGAGCUUCCUGCUGCUGCUCUUCUCGCUGACCCAGUUCAGCGUCGUGAGCGUCGUGGCCUACCUGGCCCUUGCCGCACUCUCGGCCACCAUCAGUUUCCGCAUCUACAAGUCUGUCUUACAAGCUGUGCAGAAAACCGACGAGGGCCACCCUUUCAAGGCCUACUUGGAGCUUGAGAUCACCCUCUCCCAGGAGCAGAUUCAGAAGUACACGGACUGCCUGCAGUUCUACGUGAACAAUACACUUAAAGAGCUGAGGAGGCUCUUCCUCGUCCAGGACCUGGUGGAUUCCUUAAAAUUUGCAGUCCUGAUGUGGCUCCUGACUUACGUUGGCGCUCUCUUCAAUGGUCUGACCCUGCUGCUUAUGGCUGUGGUUUCAAUGUUUACUCUACCUGUAGUGUAUGUUAAGCACCAGGCACAGAUUGACCAAUAUCUGGGACUUGUGAGGACUCACAUAAAUGCUGUUGUGGCAAAGAUUCAGGCUAAAAUCCCAGGAGCUAAAAGGCACGCUGAGUAAGUGGAGAUCCCACUGGGACUGGACAUAAACAGGAGUGUCUGGAGUGGUAACAGCUCUGUUUUCCAUGUUAUGGCAAAUCGAUUGUUUUUCCCCCAGUACCAUAAUCUUAGAGACAAACUUUAAAACAGCUGUUUUUAGGCUGUUCCUGUACUCUUAGGAUAUUUGAGUCACUUGUGUCAAACACUGAAGUAUAGAGAAAAGUGUAUUAGAUGUGGUUUUUAAUUUCGUGUUACUAAAAACAAGUGCAUGAUGGUGAGAGCCCAAUUUAUCUUUCCUUCUUUGGUGUUCUUCUCUCUGCAAUGCUUCUGUAGCUUUUAAUGUUCCCUGUGGCUAGGCCUUUCCUGCUGAGUGCACUGAUGCAAUAGUGGAAAUCACUCUUAUGUCUUUGGGUUGCUGGUCGGAUUAAUCUUUAAUAACAAUAUAUAGAAUCGUAGACCGAUGUUUUAGUGUUUUUCCAACACACACAGCAUAAAAAUAAACACAGUUGACCGUACUUAUGGUAAUCAGUUUUGUAUAACUUAAAAUAAUUAAAUAAAUGAAUACGUCCAAAAACAAACACGCAGUACUUUUGUUGUGUGGGACUGACGGGCUGAUUUACAUGUAUGGUAACAAAAAAGUACCAGCAUGUUAACUUUAUUACAAUUUGUAUUCCUUUCUCUGUAGUUCCUAACAGACUUCAUUAUGGACUCUGGAUAUUUGCACUUAUGUACUUGAUACUGAAUGCAUAAAUAAAUGUUACUAAAU
Rhinolophus ferrumequinum (greater horseshoe bat) is the source of this 3226-nucleotide messenger RNA. RefSeq names its product reticulon 1 (gene RTN1). The transcript is spliced from 9 exons. Lineage: Eukaryota; Metazoa; Chordata; Mammalia; Chiroptera; Rhinolophidae. The coding region runs from base 152 to 2482 and encodes 776 amino acids. Gene Ontology annotation, cellular component: neuron projection; postsynaptic density. Gene Ontology annotation, biological process: endoplasmic reticulum tubular network formation; neuron differentiation; brain development. The record is from RefSeq and is a predicted model, not a curated record.